This is a messenger RNA of Musca domestica (house fly), 1314 nucleotides long. Its product is annotated as procathepsin L. The record is from RefSeq and is a predicted model, not a curated record. The transcript is spliced from 3 exons. Gene Ontology annotation, cellular component: lysosome. Gene Ontology annotation, molecular function: cysteine-type endopeptidase activity. The coding region runs from base 160 to 1281 and encodes 373 amino acids. Lineage: Eukaryota; Metazoa; Arthropoda; Insecta; Diptera; Muscidae.
AGUUUGUUAUUCAACAGCAAUAACAAUAAUCAUAACAGCGAAAUUCGAGCGGAAUUUUGAAACCAAAUAAUAUUUUAAAUAUUUUACUUUCUUUUUUUUGCGUUCGGGUGGAACAGGUGUUUGGAUUAGAGUCGCAAGUUAGAAACAAAGACCCAAGAAAUGAAAUUGAUUUUCUGCAUCUUGCCAUUGUGCUUCGCCCUGGCCUAUGGCCAAUUUGGAGGAUUUGGUGGCUUUGGAGGUGGUGGUGGCAGUCUCAGUGGUGCUGGGGGUAGUUUCAGCAAUGUCCUGAAUCGUGGCGUUGGAACUUUUACUUCGGCCCUUAAAAAGGUGCCAUUGGUGAAUAAUGUCAAGGAUUUUGCCGAUUUUGCGCAACAAACUGGCAAAAAAUAUGCCUCCGCCGCCGAAAAGACCUUGCGUGAAGGCCUCUUCAAGGAUCGCCUGAAUUUGGUGGACAACAACAAUAAAUUGUUUGCUGCCGGCAAAUCGACUUUCGAAACCGCCAUUAAUGCUUUUGCCGAUCUUACCCCUGCCGAAUUUGUGAAGCAACUUACGGGCAAUGUGAAAUCCGCCAAGGGAGAGGCUGCAGCCAGCAAACAUCGCCAACGGCCUGCUCCACCGGCCGCUGCCAAAAUCCCCGACUCCUUUGAUUGGCGCGAAAAGGGUGGUGUCACCCCGGUGAAAUUCCAAGGGGAAUGCGGUUCCUGCUGGUCAUUUGCCACCACGGGGGCCAUUGAGGGCCACUAUUUCCGCAAGACCGGCCAAUUGAUUAAUCUUUCCGAACAGAAUCUCAUUGAUUGCGGCAAAGAGGACAUGGGUCUGGCUGGCUGUGAUGGUGGCUUCCAAGAGUAUGCCUUUGAAUUUAUUACCAAUCAAAAGGGUGUGGCCAAAAACGAAGUCUAUCCAUAUCUGGACAAGAAGGAUACCUGCCGUUAUAAGGCGAAUUUGAAGGGAGCCGAAAUUACUGGAUUUGCCAAAAUCGAUGAAAAGGAUGAGGCCACAAUGAAAAAGGUUGUCGCAACUCUGGGCCCCCUCGCCUGUUCGGUCAAUGGCCUGGAAUCGUUGUUGCUCUACAAACGUGGCAUCUACUCCGACGAGGAAUGCAACAAGGGUGAGGUAAAUCAUUCCGUUUUGGUUGUGGGCUAUGGCAGUGAAAAUGGCCAAGACUAUUGGAUUGUCAAGAACAGUUGGGACAAGGCCUGGGGUGAGGAGGGCUAUUUCCGUUUGCCACGUGGCAAGAAUUUCUGUGGCAUUGCCAUGGAGUGCAGUUAUCCCAUUGUUUAGAUUUUGAAGAAGGUGUAGAUUUUGGAAGAAAAA